This is a messenger RNA of Pyricularia grisea, 1416 nucleotides long. RefSeq lists its product as uncharacterized. The transcript has a single exon. Bases 1 to 1416 code for a protein of 471 amino acids. Gene Ontology annotation, biological process: lipid metabolic process. The record is from RefSeq and is a predicted model, not a curated record. NCBI's taxonomy places the organism in Eukaryota, Fungi, Ascomycota, Sordariomycetes, Magnaporthales, Pyriculariaceae. Gene Ontology annotation, molecular function: phosphoric diester hydrolase activity.
AUGAGUGAACUAGACAUUGAGGAACCAAUUAAAUUCCUCAAUAUUCAACUACAUUUUUCAAAUCAUCAAACAACCCCAGUCAUCACCAAUGGAUCACCCAAGCGCUUGUGCGUCCCCCGUAGGACCUGUCGCUCUCCCGAGGUUUUCCGGGCCCAGGAGGCCCAUCAUCAACCACAACAACAGCCAUCACAAGGAUGCGGGACAUCUGUAGAGCCUGCGUCACAUCUACAACCCUACAAUGCUCACCUGACCAGUGAACAAUUAAGGAAAAUCCACCAGGAACCCAACGCGUGGAUGGCUCGCAUACCAGACGACAGGCCGGUCAACCACCUCAGCAUACCCGGUACCCACGACUCUUGCGCCCGGUCCCAGGUCAUCUACGUCCAGACGCAGACGCAAACCGUGGCGGAGCAGCUGCUUGCGGGCGUGCGCGCACUCGACCUGCGACUGCGCCGCCACCGCAACGGCCAGCUCUUCUGCUACCACGGCGGCGUGCCCCUCGGCUCCUUUGGCAGGCAGCUGGCCCUCUCCACCGUCAUGGCUGACGUCUGGACCUUUAUGAUCAGGACCGGCUUCACCGAGACGGUGCUCGUGUCCAUCGACAACGACGACUCCGCGGAUCGCGGGUCCGCAGAAGGUCGACAUGCCUUUUACGAGGCCGUUGACGACUUCAUCAGGCAGACUCCGCGCUGGGGCAAGGGCGAGGGUGGGAGGGCCGGAGUAGGUGGCGGAGAGGGCUCCUCGCGUUGGUAUUUGGCCUCGCAGACACCGACCUUAGGGCAGGUUCGUGGCAAGGUUAUCUUGCUGCGUCGUUUUCCUGCCGAAAAAGGACAUAGCACAUCCCCACUUGCUGUCCAGGGCGAUAGCAGCAGUGAGGACAUCGAUACAACCGAGGGGAUCGGAUUCGACCUCUCGGCUUGGGUCAACAACAGCCCCGACUUCAUAAUCCAAACACCACAUGCCGAGUUCAGGAUACAGGACAGGUGGAAAUACUCGGAAAGGAUUCACCUCGCCGACCUGGUCGAGUCAAAAAGCGACUUCGUCAAGAACCUAAUGGACCAAGCCAUCCGGCAAGAACGAGAGCGGGGGCUUCUGGUUGCAACCCAGCCCCACGAUUCGUGGUUCAUCCACUUCACCUCCGCCGUAGGCGAGCCCUUUAAGCACGGCGAGAUCGCGACGGCCAGGUCCAUAGCCGUCGGGGAUUUCGUCGGCUGGGGUAAGUGGCAGCCCGGCGUCAACAUCGCCAUCGCCCAGUUUAUCAAGCAGUACGCACCGCCUGGGCAGAGGCAGAGGUUAGGCGUGGUCUUUAUGGACUUUGCAGUCUUGCCCAAAGACGCCGGGCUGCUGGACUCCAUCAUCGCCACAAACUUUGACAGCAUUGAGGAGGCUGCCCUGGUGCUAGGCGAACGAGCUUGA